Molecule: messenger RNA, 234 nt
Organism: Blepharisma stoltei
Lineage: Eukaryota; Ciliophora; Heterotrichea; Heterotrichida; Blepharismidae
Source: the annotation of a GenBank genome assembly
AUGGAAAAUUUCAAUAUAAAAAUUUAUAUAAGAAAAAUUUUCAAAAAUGUCACUAUUGGAAGGUGGUUUUUUUUACCCAAAAAAUAUAAAUUUUCCCUAUUUUUCCCAGUAAAAAAUGUCUUGAUCUUGGGGGGAAGUAAGAGAACUUUGUAUCCUUUUUUUGUUCUUCCUAGCAGGGACAGCACGACAGGUUUUUUUUUUACCCCGACUCAUAUGCAAGAAGACCAGGUUUAG